Messenger RNA from Pangasianodon hypophthalmus (striped catfish), 1405 nucleotides. RefSeq lists its product as uncharacterized. NCBI's taxonomy places the organism in Eukaryota, Metazoa, Chordata, Actinopteri, Siluriformes, Pangasiidae. Gene Ontology annotation, cellular component: extracellular region. The record is from RefSeq and is a predicted model, not a curated record. The transcript has 12 exons. The coding region runs from base 40 to 1203 and encodes 387 amino acids.
CUCCUUCAGCAGCUUAGGAGGAGAAAUAUAUAAAUAUGCAUGCAGUGUUCACUGCUGCAUCAGGCUGAGAAAAUAACUGCAGCUGCAACCAGGAGGCAAGGAGAAAAGACACGCAUCACAUCCUUAGCAGCCAUGGCAGAUGCAAAUUUUAAGGCAAAGUUCCUCGCCAAACAUAAUGAAUACAGAAAGAAACAUGGAGCCCCUGCUUUGACCAUAAGUAAAGACUUAUGUAGUUCUGCACAGGCUUGGGCUGACCAUUUACUAUCCAUUAAAACCUUGCAGCACAGUAAUUCUAACAACGGAGAGAAUCUCUAUUAUUUCCAGAGUACUGCGCCAAAGAAGCUUACAGGAGAGGAGCCUGUGGAAAGCUGGUACAGCGAGAUUAAAGACUAUGAUUUCAAUAAACCUGGAUUUAAGUUCAAUACAGGACACUUCACCCAGGUCGUAUGGAAAUCGACCACUGAAGUUGGAGUGGGCUUAGCCACUGACGGAAGAACUGUCUUUGUGGUUGGUCAGUACAAACCUGCUGGAAACAUAUCCAAUCCAGGAUACUUUAAGGACAAUGUUUUGCCUGCAGACAGACACAUCAGACAGAGGGCUGGUGGCCAUGUUGUCCCAGGUAGUGGAAGGGGAGGAGUGGCCAGUGCUAUAGAUCAGCUGCAAGCUCAUGUUCAUCAGGUUGAGAAAAAGAAACAAACUGCAACCACCAGGAAGCACGGAGAAAAGACAAGCACCACAUCAUUGACAGCUAUGGCAGAUGAAAGGUUUAAGGCAAAGUUCCUCGCCAAACAUAACGAGUACAGAAACAACCAUGGAGCCCCUGCUUUGACCAUAAGUCAAGACUUAUGUAGCUCUGCACAGGCUUGGGCUGACCAUUUACUAUCCACUAAAACCUUGCAGCACAGUGAUACUGACAGCGGAGAGAAUCUCUAUUAUUUCCAGAGUACUGCGCCAAAGACACUUGCAGGAGAAGAGCCUGUGGAAAGCUGGUACAGCGAGAUUAAAGACUAUGAUUUCAAUAAACCUGGAUUUCAAUCCAACACAGGACACUUCACCCAGGUUGUGUGGAAAUCAACCACUGAAGUUGGAGUGGGCUUAGCCACUGACGGAAAAACUGUCUUUGUGGUUGGUCAGUACAAACCUGCUGGAAACAUAUCCAAUCCAGGAUACUUUAAGGACAAUGUUUUUCCUGCAGAGAAAUAAGAAGUCAGCUGGUGAAAAAACUAAAACUAUAUAGAUUUGGAUUUCUGUUAAAAUAUACUACACUGCACACAUGUGAUAGUAAUUUAGUGCAGUAAAAUGACCUCUAAUAUUCCAAGCAUUCUUUGAUAAUAAUUUGUAAUUGUGGCAUUAAUGAUGUGUAAUAUUAAAAUAAACACAUGCUAUUAUAAUCAAACAAAUAAAA